AUGGGUUCUUGCCCAAGCGGCCCUUGGGCUGCCUCCAACGCAUUAUCAACUCAGGAAUUCGCCGGCCGCAUCAUCGUGGCUAGUGGAGACCCCGCCCGCUUGAAAACACUGGGUUUCGAGCUUUUAGCCCGAAACCCAGAGAUUAACACGAUCAAAGGUAAAUCUCUUGAUUCUGCCCGUAUCAACGGCGCCUCUGUUAGCGGGAUCAAGGAAUGGUUCCAAUUGCUCAAGCUGCCGGCUAUACAGGCAAUCCCACCGGAAUCACGCUUCAAUAUGGACGAAACAGGCAUCCUCGAGGGCCUUGGCUGCAACGGGCUAGUGCUAGGGAGCUCAGAGAAGAAGGAGGCUAUCAAGAAGCGGCUUGGAUCGCGUUGUUGGACUACAAUCGUCGAAUGCGUCUCUGCAACGGGCCAGGCCUUGACCCCCCUUGUGAUCUUCAAGGGCCAGGACCUCCAACAGCAAUGGUUCCCUGACGAACUCGAUUUUCUAAAGGAUUGGGACUUCGUCACUUCCCCAAAGGGCUGGACAAGCGAUUCUAUCGCCAUUCAAUGGCUCAAGCAGGUGUUUAUCCCCCAAACAAGGCGCCACCCACAGGGGAACGUUCUCCUUAUCGUUGAUGGCCACGGGAGCCAUUAG
Messenger RNA from Hirsutella rhossiliensis, 636 nucleotides. Its product is annotated as DDE superfamily endonuclease domain-containing protein. The transcript has a single exon. The record is from RefSeq and is a predicted model, not a curated record. NCBI's taxonomy places the organism in Eukaryota, Fungi, Ascomycota, Sordariomycetes, Hypocreales, Ophiocordycipitaceae. Bases 1 to 636 code for a protein of 211 amino acids. Gene Ontology annotation, molecular function: nucleic acid binding.